GUAUUCAUUACUCAGGGGCAUAGCUUAGCAUAAUCCUAACCUGAUAAUAAUUAUCCUUAAUCUUUGACAAAUUUAUUAGAUCCCAAGCAAUAUAAAUAGUAAACUGAAAAGACAAUGAGCAAGUCGUCUUUGAAACGCGUCUAAACAAAUACUAUCAAAAUGAAAUACUUCAUCGCCAUCUCUCUGCUCGUCGCCGUGGCUUCGGCCGGUUUGGUGAAGCCUGUGGGCUCUGAGCUCGCCGAGCUCCAGGAGAUCAUCGCCGCCAUCAACAGCCCCAGCACCGACCCCGCCACCGCCGCCGCCCUCGAAGAGAUGCUCCUCGAUGCUCUAGGCGUCAAGCCCGAGCCCGUUGAAGUUGGACCCGCCGUCAUUGACACUCACCCCAUCUCUGUCGGCCCUGCCAUCAUCGAGUCCAACCCCAUCUCUGUUGGACCCGCCCUCAUCGACUUCCUCCCCGACGCUGGUGUUGUCGCUGAGGAGCCCAUUGUCCCCACCCCCGUUAUUGUUGCCCCCGCUCCCGUCGACGAGGUCACACCCGUCGCUGCCGCCGCUCCCCUGGUCCAGAUCAUCCUGAACAUCAACCAGGCCGCCGCUGACGUUAGCCCCGUCGCCGUUGGCCCCGCUGUCGUUGCUGAGGAGAUCGUCCCUACUCCCGUACAUGUUGUAGAGACUGAGGCCCCCAUUCCUCCUAUUGCCGUCAACCCCAUCGGCGUUGUGGCUCCUGAAGGCUCUCCCAUUCCUCCCAUUGCCGUCAACCCCAUCGGCGUUGUGGCUCCUGAAGGCGCACCCAUUGCUCCUAUUGCAGUGAACCCCAUCGGUGUGGUGGCUCCUGAGGUCGCUCCCAUUGCUCCUAUUGCCGUCAACCCCAUCGGUGUGGCUCCCGUUGCUCCCAUCGCCGUGAACCCCGUCGGUGUCAAGCCCGUCAAGCCUGUCCCCGUCAUGGCGCGCCAUUAAAUGAAUGUAACCAUGUGAUACAAUAAAUUAAAUUUACCAACUA
Messenger RNA from Spodoptera frugiperda (fall armyworm), 997 nucleotides. RefSeq names its product calphotin-like. NCBI's taxonomy places the organism in Eukaryota, Metazoa, Arthropoda, Insecta, Lepidoptera, Noctuidae. The record is from RefSeq and is a predicted model, not a curated record.